AACGCCCCCUAGCGGCCAUUUCAGAAACUUGAAAAUGUUUUCCAGGUUUUUCUCUUAGUCAUUUUAAUGAUAACUUUUUUGUUGCAAGCCUCGACGAUGGAUAUGAUCCCAGAUACCGUACUUCGCAUUAUUAGUUGGUCACCCUGUUUAACAGCUAGUGCUAAGUUGACAUCUUGUGAAAAACCUACAUAAUGUCACAAAAAACCUAAUAAUGUCAAAAAAACCCACGUAAUGUCACUUCAAGAUACGUAAUACCCCUUCCGUUCCAAUAAAAAAGAUAAACAGACGAUUGAUUCGUUUGCCAAGAACAAAAAACCAUACGGCCAAAUAAUUUCGAAGAGCAUCAUUAACCAGGCUCACAUGGAGAAGAAUGGUGAUCAAUGAGACUAGUGAAUGGGAAACAGAUCACAAGGAAUGAAGGCAUAUACAGAAGAUUAUAAUUAUAUUUUAGCAAUUUGCUUGGAUCCUUGGUUGAAUUCAUAUUAUUAAGUUUGACGUCGACUUCUGGGACACUCUGUAUAUAAAUUGACAAUAAGAAUAAUAUAAAUGUCGGAGCUGUAGCAUGACAAUGUCUUAUCAUGUAUCAUACAUAUUAAAGUACGACAUUUUCUGUACAGCAAAUAAACGUGUAUCUUGACUUA
Acanthoscelides obtectus is the source of this 641-nucleotide messenger RNA. The record is from the annotation of a GenBank genome assembly. NCBI's taxonomy places the organism in Eukaryota, Metazoa, Arthropoda, Insecta, Coleoptera, Chrysomelidae.